GUCUCAGUUUGUUGUGUACGGUACAAAGCUAACAUAACAAGAACAUUACAAAAAUCUCUUGCGCUCUCUGAAUCUCAAAUUCAUAUACUUUACUCAAGACUAAAUUAAUUACUUUUGAUGCCUCCCUUACCCAGUGUCGCUCUAAGCCUAGACGAUGUCCGUCACCGUCAAAUUCUCAAAACCACCAAGACCAAUUAAUCAAAUCUAACUUUAACCUACUCUGGACGUGCGGCAAGAAACGAAACGAAACGAAAAAAAAGAAAAUAAUUCACAUUGUUUUUAAUUUUUUUGAACUAAUGUAUGUAUGUACCCAUUUUGUUUAUGAUUGAAAAAAGUUAUGUUUUAUUAAGAACCAUCGGUUUGUUUUUAUUCUUCACUCUUCGCUUCGAACAAACUUAAUUCCGAUAUAUACAAAAAAAAUAAUAUUAUUUCUUCCCCUCGUGUGUCGUGUGUUUGAAAAUAAAACUUGUGCCAACGACCUUGCAACGCCCUUGAAUGACAUUCUUACUGCGCGACGACUACGUCGACGACGAGGCAACCGAUGGAAAAGAGAAGAAUGCUCAACCGUUCGUUGGUUCUGAAUUCAUCUGACAACACGUCUCCAUAAACACUCCUCCAAUAUUUUGCGGUGUUUUUGAUUUGUUUAGUUUAAUGAUAAUUUUUUAAAAGUUUUCUUUUUUUUUAACAGUCCAUGUAACUUUGAUGUAAAAGAUAAAUUAAUUUAGUUUAAUCGUGAGAUAAGUCAGUAUAAGAAGUUCAAGUAAUUAUAAUUGUUACCUAAAUGACGGUUACUAUCUGAAACGUGUGUCUUUGUCUUGUGAAAAUUAAAAAAAAAAGUUAAUACAAAAUAAAUAAGAAUUAAUUGCAUAAGGAUUAACAUUGUAGCGGUGAAUUAAAUAUAGAUUUCGACGUCACAUUUUUUGACUAUGCUGUAAUAAUUUGAGUUAUUCAAAAAUAAAGAAAUAUUUAAGAAUUUGAAGAAUCCAAAGUAAAUGAACGGACCUGGUGAUAUUCCACUCACACAAAGUGUAACUCCUGAAGGUCCGUGCGGCCUAGUUGCAGUUAUACCAACAUUAGGCAUGUCAUCAUGCCGUGGACGUGCCGAAGCUUUUGCACGAAGACUACAAUCAAAGCUACGAACUCUCGGAUCACAAAAUGAAGAGAAUAAUUCAUCACACGAAGAAGAGCCUAUAAUAAAUGGCGGACCAUCAUCAAAUACAUGGGUGGCAACUCCGCUCGAAUCGGAACAAGCUGUAACCGAUUUACAACCCCUACGAAAUGAAUCAGACUCAUUUUUCGAUUUUGACUGUGAACUUGAGAGUCCCGGAAGUCCUGUUGAUGAAUGUGAAUAUCUGAGAUUAAUCGAAUCUGUGUCUAAUACUCCACAUAAUUCAGCAACCGAAUCAGGCUAUGCCUGCACUUCCGUAGCUAGUAGCCAUAGUUCCUCUUCCGAUUGCACAUUCUUCGAUCCAGAAACAGAGUAUGCCACUGUUCCACAAUUUCAGCAGCCUCGGCUCAGUAGUACGACUGAGAUUGAGCCGAUACCACAACUCGAUGACUCGAUUAGGGAGAAAAUAGAUAUAAGCUUGACAAACGGACAUAAUGACUACAACAACGAUCAAGAAGACUGCAAUGGAUUACAAACAAAGGAUGUUUCAACGGCGACGGAGAUAAGCAGCGAGGGCGAUUUACUGCCGAAAACGCAAGAAAUUUGCAGUAAGAAAGACGCAAAUAUCGAAUGUGCCAUAGAAAAGCAACAACAAAUCCUGAACGAACUCCAAGUCCUAUCAUUAGCGCACAACGGACAUGAAAAGCAUAAUGAAGAAACAGAAUUGAGUCUGAACAUAAGCAAUGUUAACAAAGAUAAUUCGACUGAUACAGAUACAGCGAAGCUCUUAAGUGAAGCAGCUGAAACCCAGCUGAAUCAAUGUGUCGAAGCAGGAACCGAAGUUAGCAGUACUCUACCCAAUCAUACACAACCUCUUGACCUUCCGACACUAACAAGAAGCGAUCCCGGUAAAAUCACAUCAGUGCUGGACACCGAUGAUGAAGACGAUUGCCGACCACAACGUGUGAGACGUUGUUCAUCAUUGAAAACUGGAAAAACUCCACCAGGCACUCCGGGACGAAAGAAGAUCGUCCGAUUCGCCGAUGUCUUAGGCCUUGACUUGGCCGAUGUGAAGACCUUCCUGGACGAAAUACCGAACGUACCUAAAUCGGCAUACGAGGAUCUGGAAAUAAUGGAAUCCGAACCGCCCAUUCAACUUGGCCCAAAAUCGGACAAACUAUUGAUGCCAUUGUUCCAACAACCUGGCGGUCUGCCUACAUUCCUCGAUAUGGUGCGUGAAAAGCAGGUUUCUCUCGAAAAUGCCGCAGUCUCCGACCACAUCAAUCAAACGAUAAGUGGUUCAGUAAGGGUCAGGAAUUUGGAUUUCCAUAAAUCAGUGCACAUACGUUAUACAAUUGAUAAUUGGCGAACAUAUGCCGAUCUUCAGGCUACAUAUGUUGACAAUUCUUGUGACGGAUUUUCGGAUAAGUUUACAUUUGUUCUCUAUGGCAAUUCGAUGCAUGUUGGACAACGUCUAGAGUUCGCUGUACGGUUCCAAUGCAAAGGACAACAAUUCUGGGAUAGUAAUUUUGGAACCAAUUAUUGUUUCCAAUGUUUGCCAGCGUCAUCUCAAACGAACCUAUCUUCAACAGCCUCCAUUGGUUUACCUUUGAAUAAUAACAAUAGCAAUGGGAGUACCAUAAUAAGCCCAGCUGCCGGUGAAACUUGGUGUGGAUUCUACUAAAAACAUUUGUAUCACAUUAUUUACCUAUUUUAUUUACAUAAACCAUCUAUAUUGGCCUCGAAAAAGAGAGGCAAUAACACAUCAGGACCUUUCUGUUCCUCUUUGAAAGAAAAAGGUGUAGAUAUAAAAGCACUAAAAAGUUUAUAAUUUUUGUAAAUUUUAUUCAUUUAAGUAUUCGAUCAAAAUAAUAACUUUGUCCAUAGAUUGGUCUGACAAAAAUUUUAUGAUUUUAUAUAAUGUAGUGCAUCCCAAAGAUUAUAUUUUAAUUAAAAGAUAGAUUUAUAAACUUCAUUAUUAAGAUGUAGCAAAAAACAAAAUAAUAUUAUCGAACACAGUUGAAAUUUUAUUUCACUUCACUAUAUAGUUUUUUUAAGUUGCUACGCACAAAGAACUGAAAACUGCGAUUAGGAAAUUAUCGAACACAACAUUUUUAAAACAUAACACAGAUUAAGAAACUUUGUUAAAGAAGAAGAUCCUCCCAACACAGAAUAACGGUUUAUUUUAAAAUACUUACAAACCUCCCCUUAAAUGUCUCACUGUCACUGUUAAAAUUUUUAUUUCUCACUUCCCUCAUCACGAAAGUUAUUGUUUUGUAGGUGAAAUUGGUGAUGGAAAAAGAACUUCUAACGAUUAUUCCCUUGUGGAAAAAAUCACAAUUUAAACAGGGACUACAAAAUGAAAUAUUUUUAAGCCGAAGGAAUUUUCAACGAGUCUCGAACAUAAAUUUUGUCCUCCAAAAUUUAAAACAAACCUUACAUGACACAUACAAAAAAGAUAACAAUCAGUUUAUAUUUCGAUAUUUGUUAAUUAAACAGACGAAAAAAAACAAUAAUUAAUAAAUAUUACUGACCUAAAGCUAAGGACUCUUUAUCUCUCUCUAUUGCAUCUGAAGAACUUUGUAGAUAAUAUUCAUUUAUAUAAAAAAAAGUUGUUUUAUUUUGUUACAUAUUUUUGUUAUUGUUUAAAUCUUUAUAAUGCUUUGUUUUCUUUUUAUUUAAUUUUUUAGUUGUUUCUUGUUUUUUUUUUCUAAUUUUUGAAUUUCUUAUUUGUUUUGUUUUUAUUCUUUAUAUAUAAAAUUUACCAUAUAAGUAUAUUAGAAUAAAAUAGUUUUUAUCUUGUUAAUAUUUUUUUUUGUUUCUUAUUUAUGUUUAUAAUUAUUAUUUGGUAGCCAUAUGAUUGACUUAUUGAGCAACUACUAUUUUUAUUUUUAAACAUAUUCUUACAAUUUAUUUUAUAAACUAAAAAAAAAACAUAAUUUUACCCAUUUCGUUUUUACAAAUAAAAUAAAAACAAAAAACAA
Messenger RNA from Eupeodes corollae, 4092 nucleotides. It is a transcript of the gene Gbs-76A, whose product is annotated as glycogen-binding subunit 76A. The record is from RefSeq and is a predicted model, not a curated record. Gene Ontology annotation, biological process: regulation of glycogen biosynthetic process. Lineage: Eukaryota; Metazoa; Arthropoda; Insecta; Diptera; Syrphidae. Gene Ontology annotation, molecular function: glycogen binding; protein phosphatase 1 binding. Gene Ontology annotation, cellular component: protein phosphatase type 1 complex. The transcript is spliced from 4 exons. Bases 993 to 2792 code for a protein of 599 amino acids.